AAGCUUAAUUAAUUAAUGGAAUUAAUAUAAUAUUUUAUAUUUUACAGGAAAAUGAAAUCGUUCACACAUGUGGACUGUGCGAGAUGGUUUGCAUGGCCAAUGAAAUACAAAGCCACCCAUGCCUGGAGUCUUUCGCCAGUUAUUAUCUGGACAAGCAGACAUAUUAUUUUUAUCCGCAGUGUGAAGAUGGAAAAAUUCUGCGUAGAAGCCUGAUGGACGGCACUGAACAAAAUGUUUUGGAGGCGCUUGUUCGAGAGGAUGCAGAGGAGACCGUUCAGGAGGCAGAAAUGACAGACGAGGAGGGCUUCGACAUAGAAAAUCUUCCGGAGAAUCAAAAUCUCCGGAAGAUUUUUAUAGAAGAGCGUCUCAUCGAGGCGAUUCGGAGACGACCGCCUCUUUGGAACUUCAAGCUGCCAAUUACAGAAAGGGGCAUUCGGAGCAAAGAGAAGUUAUGGAUGGAUGUGGUCGCAGUAAUGAAAGGUGUGGUUACUUUAGCUGACGCCAAAAAAAGUGGAAAACUCUAUCGGAUACAUUCAGGAGGCAUCGGAAAAAUGCGGAGUUGCCAAGUGGUUCGGCAGCUCAAAAGAUUUCCAAGUGGAUUCACUUCGAGCGAAUGAGCUUCCUUCGAGAUGUAAGCCUUCAAAACAAGUAUGUAUGAACUGUACAUAAUAAAAAUAACAAAUUAUAAAGAUCACAAUAUUAAACAAUCAGUGGUAUAGAAAAGACCAAUGAGAGUCAAUGCGGUUAUUAGUGUGCACAGGUGCAACUCACCAAUUCAGGAAGCAUGUGAAAUACAACAUAAUUGAAUGUUUCGGCUCAAGUUUCAAUCGUUUUCAGCGAACAUAAUGUAGUGUUCGCUGAGAAUGGCUCGAACUUGAGCCAAAACGAAUUCAAUUAUUGCAUUUCACAUGCUUUCUGAAUAAAAUUUGGUGAGUUGCACCUGUGCGCAUUAAUAACCGCGUUGACUCUCAUUGGUCUUUUUUAUACCACUGAUUGUUUAAUAGAAAUAAGUAACGUAAAAAUAAUGUAUCUAUAUAUAAUAUGUAUAUGAAUU
Molecule: messenger RNA, 1054 nt
Organism: Vollenhovia emeryi
Lineage: Eukaryota; Metazoa; Arthropoda; Insecta; Hymenoptera; Formicidae
Exons: 3
Coding region: 84-617 (177 amino acids)
Source: RefSeq, a predicted model, not a curated record